AUGAAUUCAUGUAAUAGGAAUAUUCAAAUAAUAUCAUUCAGUUUUCUUAUUCACCAUCCUCUCAUUUUUCUUUUGUUGAUCGGCCUCACUCAAUUUCCACUGCCCUCUCAUGGAUGCCAUGAAGAGGAGAGAAAGGCUCUCUUAGACAUCAAAUCCUCCUUACAAGACCCUUCUAAUCGAUUGUCCUCCUGGCAAGAAGGCAGCAAAUAUCAAAACUGUUGUGAUUGGCAUGGAAUUCAGUGUUCCAUCGGCUCUUUCCAUAUCAUCUCCAUCAACCUACGGAACACAGAGUAUGAAAUUUACUUCGAUCAAUUCAAGUAUAGGGAUAGUAGAAAUUAUGACGAAUUCAAUCCCCCAGAAACUGCACUACAAGGUAAGCUUUCUCCUCUCUUCUUCCACAUUACUCAUCUUCAGUAUCUUGAUCUUGCCUUCAACAAUUUCCAAGAAUCACAAAUUCCGAUUCAGUUUUCUAAUCUGACAAAACUCGCUCAUCUUGAUCUCUCCAACUCCAACUUCUCAGGAUCGACUUUGACACAAUUCGCCAACCUAUCUUCUCUUAAGUACCUUGAUUUAUCUUGUGGUGUUGUAGACUGCAUACAGUUAUCAUCUACAAAAUGGUUGAGUGGGUUAGUAAAUCUCCAGGUGUUGCGGUUGAGUCGUAUAAAUUUAUCUAAUGCUACAGUAUUAUCAGAGAAUAAUUUUGCUGAACAUAUAUCUUUUCUUUCCAAUCUUAAAGAUCUUGAUCUAUCUUAUUGCAAUAUAUCUGGCCCAGUUUUUCCCAUCCAAGAGUUGAACAAUCUUUCUAGCCUAUCCUCUCUCAACAUGAGUUACAAUCUUGAGCUCAAUUCCUCAUUCCCAGUACACCUUGCUAAAUUAACUUCACUUUCUAGUCUUUACUUAUUAUCUUGCAGUCUUCAUGGUUCAGUUCCAUAUAUGCCUCAACUUACAGAGCUCAAUGUGUAUUCGAAUCCUAAUCUCCAUGUAGAUCUUGCACAAAUGUUCGAACAUAAGUGGCCUAAACUGAAAUUUCUUAGGAUAUCAUCAACUAAAGUAACCGGACCGUUUCAGAAAUUAAUUUCAAAUGUGCCGCUAUUGGAGUUUCUUUACGCCUCCGGCUGUUCAAUUCAAGGACCCAUCCCAGAAUCACUCUGCGAGAUUUCUUUUCUGCGAGAUGUUUUUUUGCAGAGAAACAAUUUUACGGGAACAAUACCAAGUUGCAUUACCAGGCUCAGGUACCUUAAUCGGUUAGAUAUAAGUAACAACUCUAUCGAGGGAGAUGUUUCACUGCCCUCUUUGGUUACCAAGUUAAACCUAACUUCCCUAGAGCUGGGCUCAAACAAGCUAACAGUAUCCAUAGAUCAACACUUGUACCUGUACCCUAAACUUAAAUUCAAGGUAUUGGGGUUGCGGUCAUGCAAUCUGACAGGAUUAUUCCCUACUUUCAUUUGUAAUUUAACUGAUUUAGAGAUGUUGCAUUUACAAGAUAAUAACCUUUCUGGAACUAUCUCUUCUUGCAUCUACAAACUUAAAAAUCUCCGAUCCUUGGAUCUCUCACACAACAAUCUUCAUGGUCCUCUUCCUCUUCCUUGUAAUAAUGCCAAACUAUAUAACCUAGCACAUAAUAAAUUCAACGGUGAAAUCUCAAUGGAAACCGGAAAAAGACUAUCUACUAUUAUCUCAGUUAUGUUAUCUGGUAAUGAACUCACAGGCUCAGUUCCCUCUUCUAUAUGCUCCGAUGAACCUGGAUUACAUUCUGAUAUUCAGAUUCUUGAUCUCUCCAAGAAUGAUCUACAUGGAAUUAUUCCUACUACUAUAAGGUAUUGUACUUCUCUUAAGUAUCUAAAUCUUGGCAGCAACAACCUCACUGGAAAUGUUCCGAAAGAGCUUGAACAAGCAAAGAAUUUGCAAAUUCUGCAGCUAAAUAACAACAAUCUUGAUGGCGAUCCGCUUUAUUUCAUCAGUAAACUGCACGAGUUGGUAGUUCUGGACUUGGGUAAUAACUGUUUUGGAGGAAGUAUAUCCCAUUUGUCUGGUACACUUGAUAAGCUUAAGAUUCUUUCUUUAAGAUCAAAUAAAUUCAAUGAAUCAAUCCCCAAAGACAUUGUCGAUUUGCAUUUACUCCAUGUAUUAGACUUGUCGGGAAACAAUCUCACCGGGUUAAUUCCUAAGGAAAUAGGCAAUUUGAUAAUGUUAACAAAUAUAACUAAUGGUUAUCUAGGUCAUUUACAAUUGCAGAUGACAAACAAAGGGAUCAUGAUGCAAUAUGAGAAACUGUAUACAUAUAAUUCAGGAAUCGAUUUAUCCUCCAAUAACCUUGAGGGAGAAAUUCCUGAAGAGAUAGGUCUACUGAAAGGGCUUUCCAUGCUGAAUCUAUCACACAACCACCUCUCGGGUAACAUCCCAUUCAGUGUUGGAAAUAUGAAGAGCUUAGAAUCUUUGGAUCUGAGUUUCAACAAGUUGUCUGGACUUAUCCCGCCAUCUUUAGCAUCAAUGGAUUUUCUUGGUUAUUUGAAUUUGUCUUAUAAUAACUUGAGUGGAAGGAUACCAAGAGGACCUCAUAUGGAUACAUUGAGCGGAGAUGGUUCAGCCUACGUUAAUAACAACUUCUUGUGUGGGUACCUUACAAAGAAUGCUUGUGAGGGCAAUCUGAGCAGUGAUACCGGCAAUUCUCUGAAUGAAUAUGGUCAAGAUAAGUGGUAUUUUUAUGGUAUUGUUGCUUUUGGGUUCAUAAUUGGAUUUUUGGGUCUGUUCUUUGGUUUACUCUUGAAGAAAGAUAAAUGGUGGGUCGGAUAUUGGAGAGCUGUUGACAAUCUUGCAGUCAAAAGUGUUCGAUUUUUCCUGAAAAAUUGA
This is a messenger RNA of Papaver somniferum (opium poppy), 2850 nucleotides long. RefSeq names its product receptor-like protein EIX1. The record is from RefSeq and is a predicted model, not a curated record. The coding region runs from base 1 to 2850 and encodes 949 amino acids. The transcript has a single exon. Gene Ontology annotation, molecular function: protein binding. Lineage: Eukaryota; Viridiplantae; Streptophyta; Magnoliopsida; Ranunculales; Papaveraceae.